Messenger RNA from Calypte anna (Anna's hummingbird), 7282 nucleotides. It is a transcript of the gene PSKH1, whose product is annotated as protein serine kinase H1. Gene Ontology annotation, biological process: protein phosphorylation. The record is from RefSeq and is a predicted model, not a curated record. Lineage: Eukaryota; Metazoa; Chordata; Aves; Apodiformes; Trochilidae. Gene Ontology annotation, molecular function: ATP binding; protein kinase activity. The coding region runs from base 310 to 1560 and encodes 416 amino acids. The transcript has 4 exons.
GAGGGCUGCCAUCCCCAGCCCGCCGCUGGGGAGCCCAGGGGGGUGUCAGGAUUGAUGAGUACAGCCGAGGGUCAGGUUGGGUGUGGUGCAAGCUGCUGCUGGGUGCCCCCCUGAGGCAUUUCUUGUUUCUCCACAUUGAUGGAAGAGCAGCCAGGGCUCCUGUCCUGCUGGUGCUGCUGAGGAGCUCCUUGGAGAGGUGGUGAAUGAGGGAGGACACGCUGGGGGAUGGUUCCCACGUGGGAGUUGCCCUGGAUGUGGUCGGUGCUGCCCUGGGAAGAUGCCUUGAUAGGGAACUGAGCCCCUUCAGUGAUGGGCUGUGGGACCAGCAAGGUGCUUCCCGAGCCCCCCAAAGACGUCCAGCUCGACCUGGUGAAAAAAGUGGAACCCUACGGCGGCCACCAUGACGUCUACAAACACUUCAUCACGGGGGGCCCGGGGACCCUCAUCAAGGUGGGCUCCCCCUCCCCUCCUCCUCAUCCCCCUCACCCCCUCCACCCCCAGCCCCCCGAGCCCCCUCCCCGCAGGAACAAGGUGGCCAAGUACCGGGCCAAGUUCGACCCCCGCGUCACCGCCAAGUACGAGGUGAAGGCGCUGAUCGGGCGGGGCAGCUUCAGCAGGGUGGUGAGGGUGGAGCACAGGGCCACCCGCCAGCCCUACGCCAUCAAGAUGAUCGAGACCAAGUUCCGGGAGGGCCGGGAGGUCUGCGAGUCGGAGCUGAGCGUCCUGCGCCGCGUGCGCCACACCAACAUCAUCCAGCUGAUCGAGGUCUUCGAGACCCAGGACAGGGUGUACCUGGUGAUGGAGCUGGCCACGGGCGGGGAGCUCUUCGACCGCAUCAUCGCCAAGGGCUCCUUCACCGAGCGGGACGCCACGCGGGUGCUGCAGAUGGUGCUGGACGGGGUGAGGUACCUGCACGGCCUGGGCAUCACCCACCGGGACCUCAAACCCGAGAAUCUCCUCUACUACCACCCCGGCACCGACUCCAAGAUCAUGAUCACUGACUUCGGGCUGGCCAGUGCCCGCAAGAAGGGGGACGACUGCCUGAUGAAAACCACCUGUGGCACCCCCGAGUACAUCGCCCCCGAGAUCCUGGUGAGGAAACCCUACACCAACUCCGUGGAUAUGUGGGCCCUGGGGGUCAUCUCCUACAUCCUGCUGAGUGGCACCAUGCCCUUCGAGGACGACAACCGCACCCGGCUCUACCGGCAGAUCCUCAAGGGGAAGUACAGCUACUCGGGAGAGCCCUGGCCCAGCGUCUCCAACCUGGCCAAGGACUUCAUCGACCGCCUGCUGACCGUGGACCCCGGGGCGAGGAUGACGGCGCUGCAGGCCCUGAAGCACCCCUGGGUGGUCAGCAUGGCCGCCUCCUCCUCCAUGAAGAACCUGCACCGCUCCAUCUCCCAGAACCUCCUCAAGAGGGCCUCCUCCCGCUGCCAGAGCACCAAAUCUGCCCAAUCCACCCGCUCCAGCCGCUCCACCAAAUCCAACAAAUCCCGGCGGGUGCGGGAGCGGGAGCUGCGGGAGCUCAACCUGCGGUACCAGCAGCACUACACGGGCUGAGCGGGCCGGGCCGGGCCACCUCCUCCUUCCCUGCUCCCCCGGGAUGCAGCCCCCUCACUGCACCUCACCCCGGAGCAGCAGCCGUGUUCCUCCCUCCAUCCAUCCCUCCUUCCAUCCUUCCAUCCAUCCAUCCCUCCGGGUGUCCCCUGCCCGUGGGGGGAAGGGGAAGGACGUGGGGUCUGGGGAGGCCUCGUGGGCUCGGAGGGAGCCCUGAGGAAUGCAGAGAUUCAGGAGCCAGGUGGGGAGAAGAGCUCUGUCUGCAGCCCAGGAGCGUGGUUGUUCACAGCUAUUUAUUAAUUCCAGAGCGUUCAGUUUCCCCCACUUGAAUAUGGAAGGAAAAAAAAAAAACCAACCCAAACAAGAAGGAAAAGAAAUCCCUUUUUGUGUUUGUGCACGCAGGUCUGUGUGUGCACAGACACUUGGGGUGUUUGUAGGGGUUGGAAAAUUAUAUAUGCACCGAUUUUGAGCUGGUUAAUAAGGCUCUGUGGUGUCUUUGCCUUGAAGCUGGACUGAGUCCCAUGCAGGCAGAAGCAGGAGAGCUCUGACUCCCCAGGGGCUGCCUCACCAGCAGCUCCUGCUCCCAGCAGGGCACUGAGGAGAUGCAGACACCAGAGUUCUGUCAUGGCCUGGGAAGCUGGGAGCCAUCCCCAGGGCUGCCACCCACCUCCUGACCUCCAGGAUGUGCCAGAGCUGAGCUGCAGCCUGGAACCUGGCUCUGGUUCCUUGAUCCAGGCUGGGAUCCUUGAUCCUGGAGGGCCUGGGAAGAGGGUCAGUGUCCUGUGGGAGAUGGAUGGGAUGCAGAGAGAUGAUGUCUUUGGCAGGGCAGAUUUUUUUGGGGGUGUUCUUGUUGUCUCCCUUGAAUUAUCCUUCUGCUAUUUGCAGUUAUUCCAGUGUCUACUGUGCAGGUUUUGUUUUUUCCUGCUGGGCUGCAGCCCUGUGUCACAUCUGUGCCCUUCAGCCCAGCAUUACCAACCAUGUCACUUCACCAAAACUUGGUUGGUUCCAGGUCUGCACCUUAAAACAGUUCAAUGUCACUUUUUCUCCCAGCAGGAAAAAGCUGCUUUGUGGGUUUCUUUCUGCUGGAUGGGUGAUGCAGGAGCCUUUUGGGGAAGGUGGGUGCUGGAGAGCUGAGCCAAGGCCUUUCCACCCAGGGUUUAUUAAUGCCUGUGCCACUGUGGUUCAGUGCCAGCAAGGUUUGGAAAUGCUCAGGCCCAUCUCUGGGGAGCUCUGGCUCCACUGGCCACAGCCCCUCCUGCUACAGCAGGAGAAGACUUAAAUUCCCUGUGCAAAGGGAAAAAGAGAGUUUUUUGGGAUUUGCUUCCCACCCCAAAGCCAGGAUGGGCCAUAACCACUGUGAGCACAUCUCCAUGUGCCCAAGCUCGUGGUGGGGAAUGCAAGGGAGGAGGCCUGAGGACAGCCAGGAUGUGUAGCUGAGGUCAAUGCUAAAUCCUUUGCCUGGUUUUGCAUCUUAUUUGGAAAACUCUGAGUCCUUUGCAGGCUGCCCUCUCUCCGAGUGGCCAUCCUCCCAUAUCCCACACAGUCUUUCUUCCAUCAGCAGUGACACAUACCAGAGAAUUACCAAAUAUUGGUUUUUUUUCAGCUCUGUGGACUGCAAAAAACCAAAAAAAAAAAGUUUCUUCAGUGUCUUUUACCUUCUCACUGAGUGUUUUCCUGGUUCAUUACCCAGAACUAUAAAUGAGCAUCUCUGAACUGUAUGGCAGGAUCUCUGACUAAAGAGGCAGCUCAGUGCCCCUCCUGUUACUGCAAACAACUCCCCCAAAGCAGGAAUUACUCCUCAGUGACUUCAGCUGGCAAUGGUUCUUCCUCUGGGGGCUGAGGGACAGUAGGAUGCUCUCUCAGAGGGCUUUGGGGUUUGAGCCAUCAUUCUUAAGAGCCUUCUGCUUGGUCAGUGUCCUACCCAGCCACUGGGAUCUCUUUACCCUCCUGGGUGCUUUCAUAGCCCUCCCCAGAUUAUUUUCCAUGUUUAUCCUUAAAAUAGGUAUUUUGCUGAUGGGCCAAGGCUUUUAGGGCCUGGCACUCUUCAGGCACUCCUGGGCACACCACCAGCUCAGACACUGGGCAGAUCCUUUGGGCUUUCCCUCCUGGGGGGGGAUGGAGGGGGACAGAAGGUUGGGAUGUUGAGCUCUGCUCUGACCAAGCUUGGUUCUCAGCCUUCACAAAGCAGAACAAGAAUCUUCUCACCUGUGGUAAUUUUUACUUUCUUGCUCUUUUCAGUGAUUUUGGUUUCUCACUAACAAAACUGAGUAGUUUGCAGGGUGUUGCUAGGUAGGUUCCUGGCAUUGAAGGCUUUUUGUGGUGACACCCUGGGACCUGGAGGUGAGGUGGGAGAAGGGAGGAUCCUUCAGACACCUGAGCAGUGCAGGGUAACUGCAAUCUGCUUUGCUGGGGGGAGAUGUGCUCCUCAGGCAUUGCACCAGGGAGGAAUCAGCCCAGCCCAUAAGGUGCUCUGGCUUUGCUGGGGAAAAACCCCUCUAAUUCUCCUCUCAAAUACAGUGUUUUUCAUGGAGAAAUCAAGGUGAAGAAGGGCAAUAUCCUCAUGGGUUUUCCUCCCAUCUCUUGAUUACAAAACACUUGGCUCAAUCCCUCUUCUCAUUCUAAAAUUCAGUAUUUUCAGGAAUUCUUAUACCCAGCCUACUGGGGCUGUGGGCAGAGGGGAGACUCCCAGAGCUCCAUCCAAGCCUCCUGCUGAUCUGUUUUCCUUCUGUCUUAAAAACUCUGAUGGUCCAAAGGUUGCAUUGCAAGGCCCAGCUCCAGAACAAUUCCUGGGGUGCUUGAUCCUUGCAAUUGUGGCACAUUUUCAGCUGGAUCUGAAGGGGGACAGUCAGUGUGCAGGAGUUCAGGUGCCUUCAGUCUCUGCAAAGCUCUUUGCUGUGAAUUGCCUCCCUCAUCUGCCUUCCUGUAUGUUCCUCAGAAGCAUCUCAGCUCUUCAUUCACCUGAAGCCUCAGGAGUUUACACUUUUCAGGAGUGCCUUAUUUGAGGAUUUGGGAAGGAAAAAUCUCUCAGAAAUGUGGGGUUUUUCUUCUUUUUCUUCUCUUCAGUUCAAGUUUUUCUUAAAAUUUCUUUCUUUGGCUUUUUAACAGUGGUUCUUAGCCUGGCUGGAGGGGUUUUUUAGAAGAAUUUAGAAUUUAGAAGAGUUCUUCUGGUGCUGAAUGAGCCCUGGAACAAAUACACCUCGCAGGGAGCUGCUGAGCUGGAGCUGCUGCAGGAGCUGGGCUGCAGAUCUCCAGGUGCUUUGUUUUCCUGGCCUUUUGUUCAUCCCAUGGCGAUGGAGCUGGGAUGACCUCUAGUGGCAGUUUAAUGUGUCCCUGUCCCAGCCCUCUCCGGGUUUCCUUCCCCAUGGUGCUGCCUGGGAUGCUCUUACCCAGAGGAAUCUGGGUCUGGGGUGCUGCCUGCUGCUCCAGGACCACCCCUGCAGUGCUCCCCAGCUUUCCCAGCCUUGGCACCAUUUCCUCCUCCACUGACCCCAAAAAGCAGCUUUUUGAGCCCAAGUCCAUGAGCACCCCCUGGAAGGCACCUUCAGUGCUGGGGAAAAGCCAUGGGUGGUGCCUUCAGGAGGUUCUCAGCAGCACCCUGCCUUGGGGAGACAGCUCAGGGGGGACACUGGGAGAAAGUGAAGCCCAAAGAUGCUGGGGCUAGAAACAGUAGGUCUGGGACUUUCUCCCAUCAUGAGACUCAGUGGAGCAGCUUAGGGGGGGGGUUGCUUCCCAGCAUCUUCUGUUUCAGGGAAGAGCAGAUCUGAGGAGGAGAGGAAAUUAGGGUUGUUUGUCUUUUGGAACUUAGCUGUACUGUGUAAAACAAUCCCAUGGCUUUGUCCUGGGAGUUGAGUGCUCUCCUGGGGGAGAGCAUUAUGGCUUCAAAGUGUGUGGCCUUUGGUUUGGGGUUUUUUUUUUGGGGGGGGGAUUAUUGGAAACGACUGUGAAAAGGUCUUCCAGAAAUACCAUUAGGUGGCCUACAGACCUGUUAAGCUGUGCAUCCAGAUUGUUUGAGUACAUAAUAUAUUUUUCUAUGCAUUUUCCUAAAACAGCAGUUACUUGUCCAUGUUUGUCCAUUUACUCCUUACCCUUCUCAGGCUUCUAAAGAAUUUCCAUGGUGGUAGAAGCUCCCCUUCCUUCAGCCCAGAAAAGAUCUGUGCUAUUUAACACCAAGAUGGUGACAGCAUCUGGAUGCUCCUGGUCUGCAUUGUUCUUGGAAGGGCCCAGCCCCACUUGAGGGACAGCUUUACAGCCCCCUGAGGAGAGCCAGCCCAGACAGAAGGGCUCUGAGCCAUUGACUCUGGGUGUGGAAAGCAGCUGUGGUGUUGGGCCCAUGGGAUGGGUUUGUUUUGGAAAUGAUAAUCCUUCAAACUCUUUGGAACUGGGUUCUUCUGCUAGGUCAGGUAUUUUCUGCCCUGGUAGUUUGUGUUGUUUCCCAUACCCUGCUCCAUUUCUCAGCCAGGGUUUCCUACCUGGUGUCUCCAGUCACCUUCUGUGGGAUGCACAAACUGGAAUAGGAGCCCUGGUGAGUCCUGGAGCCAGGUAAAAUCAUCUGUGGUGCCUUUCAGGUGGGAGGAGGCUCCCUCUGAGGUCCCCAGAGUGCAGGCUUAGCUCAGGAUGAGCUUGUACAGCACAAGACAGGCAGUGCAGGGCUGCUGCAGGCCUCUGACCAGGCUGUGUGUGGCACCACGUUCCUGGGCUAAGUGAUGAUUGUAAGAAUUUGGAGGGCUUGAGGCAGGGUAAAUCAAAUUCUCAAUCGUUUGACUCCAUUUGGUUUUCUAAAUGAUGCAAAGAAAGGCAGAGAUUGGGAUCAGACCCUCUGGAGGAGUCACAAUCCCUGGCAGCAGUGUGAGCCCUGAGGUUUGCAGGAGGGUGGUUGUGUCCCAGCCUCCCACCAGCUCAGCUUCCUCCUGGUAAAUACCCCAAGUGCCUGUGCUGCUCAGAGCUGGACUCCCAGCUUCAGGGUGCCCACACCACCCUCAGAAAGGUUUUUGGUGCUUUUUUUCUAACCACUCAGUCUCCUCUCCCAGCCUGAAUGAAACACACACCUCGUGGGUGCUGGGAGGCAGGUGCUGGGCUGUCAGCUCUGCCUCGCUCUGCCCUAAAUUUGUGAAAAAAAAAAAAAAAAUCAAUGUGAAGCAGCAGGGAUCUGUGGUGGUGGUGGUGGUGGCAUCACGGGGCUUGGUGCCUUCCACCCUGGCUAUUCCUGUGGUGCAGGGGGCUCUGCCAGCCUGGUGACACUUUUUCCUUCUCCCACUGUCCCCCCCCGUGUGGCCUUACUGUAGAUCCCUGGUGUGUGACGGGCUGCAGGUGAUGUUGCUCUGUGUUUGUCUGCUGAACGUGGAGGGGAUCCCAGCCCCAGCCAGGUGUGUCAGAGACCAGCAGCCUCCUGCAGGGACACCCAGAUGCUGGGAAGUUUUCCUGUUGCCUUUCACUCCGGAAAGACACCUCCUGGAACCGGCAGCUCUUCCGGCCUUUGCUGUUAUUUUUAGGCACCAAAUUUCCUCUUUUGGGUUGGAACAGCUUUGGGAUUAACUCCGGUCACGUCCUGUUCAGUUUUUGAGGAGGAUCCAGUUCUGUGACUUGUCUUUUGAGUCCUGUUUUGAGACUGAGGACUGCCUCACCCGACGAGGUCCAUUGUAAUUAGUCUGUAACGUCACAUUAAGAGUGUACAGAAUUAUUUAUUUUGUGUACUCGGUCUGCUAAACAUGGAACUGUACUCUGUGCA